Messenger RNA from Ostrinia furnacalis (Asian corn borer), 753 nucleotides. It is a transcript of the gene Fis1, whose product is annotated as Mitochondrial fission 1 protein. Gene Ontology annotation, cellular component: peroxisomal membrane; mitochondrial outer membrane. The coding region runs from base 139 to 591 and encodes 150 amino acids. The transcript is spliced from 5 exons. Gene Ontology annotation, molecular function: protein binding. NCBI's taxonomy places the organism in Eukaryota, Metazoa, Arthropoda, Insecta, Lepidoptera, Crambidae. The record is from RefSeq and is a predicted model, not a curated record. Gene Ontology annotation, biological process: mitochondrial fission; peroxisome fission; mitochondrial fragmentation involved in apoptotic process.
CUAGUAGUGUCAAAUAAAUGUCACACCGACAAAAAAUUUGGAUUCGAUUUUUGUACCAUAGUUUUGGAAAAAUAAUGCACCAUUUAGUCCAAUACGAAUUAGUUUAGCAUUUUCAGUAAAUUGUUUGUAUACAUCACUAUGGAGGACGUUCUUGAUGAAGUUGUAUCUUCGGAAGAUUUGCAAAAGUUCGAGAAAGUGUUUCAUGAACAACUGCAUCAGGGUAAAGUGACGCAUAAGGCGCAGUUUGAGUACGCGUGGUGCCUGGUGCGCAGCAGAUACCCCACCGACAUCAGGAAGGGUAUUCUGUUACUGAAAGAGCUAUUUAACUCGCAUCCGGAUGGCAAACGAGACUACCUGUUCUACCUUGCCAUUGGCAACGCAAGAAUCAAGGAGUACAACAAGGCCCUGCACUAUGUUAAGUCAUUCCUUGAAAUUGAACCAGCGAACCAACAAGUUUUGGCAUUAGAGCGGCAGAUCAACAAACGCAUGGAGAAGGAGGGUCUGAUCGGCAUGGCGGUGGCGGGCGGCGCCGUGUUGGCGCUGGGAGGUCUCGUGGGGCUCGGCAUCGCGCUCGCAUCCAGCAAAAAAUAGCAUUUGGCCUUCCUUGUGAACGCACUCAUAGGCGUUCAUUGCUUCCUCAAAAAGAAGAAAGACACCAAACCAGAGUAGAGGGCGCCACUGUCGCAACAUCACACGUCACACAGCUUUCAGUGUGCAUUAGAAUAGACUUUUUAUUGUACAAAUAUCACUUAA